Molecule: messenger RNA, 2403 nt
Organism: Penaeus vannamei (Pacific white shrimp)
Lineage: Eukaryota; Metazoa; Arthropoda; Malacostraca; Decapoda; Penaeidae
Source: RefSeq, a predicted model, not a curated record
AUGGACGGGGGAGAGACAGACUGGGCUUCAGCAGCCCCGAACCCUCUCUUUGGAAGAGCUGCUGCACGAGAGCUGACGGCGAGGGAGCUUGUUCUCGCGUGGGAAGACACACUCACAAUAUCCCGGGCGGCCGACGUCUGCGAGACUCUUCUGGCCGCGUCCCUGGCUUUGAAUGGCCAGCGUCCGCGCUCCUUUUCUGGCUUCCUCCUCGCUCCUUGGCUGCACGGUGGCCUGGCGGGCUGUUUUAUCGUGUUUCUCGAGGAACCCCCAUACAUCAGCCUGGCAUCCCCCGACCCGGUGACAGGGCAGUGCAACGCUAACCGUGGCAUCCUCUGCAGGGUCGCUACAAAGGCAAUGAUGGCCAAGUAAGUACAUAUUUAUUGGAAUCUGGUGUGGAAAGGGUUGAGAUCUGACUGGUGUGGUGUGGUCUUUAUUUUGUUAGAGCUCGGUUUGAGCCCUGCCACAGAGGCUCCUCCGCGAAGGCCACUUAGAUUCCGAGCGCCCCUGUCGGGUCCCGCAGCCUUUGUUCUGACAGGCAUCGUCAGCGCAGAUGGCAAUGGCUCCGGGCCCGUUGAGUCUGCUGUGUACUGUGGGAAAUCAGAGCGCUUUGGCUACAAGUGGAACGGUUUGGUCGCCGCGCUCAUGAACCACAAGGCGGACAUGGCCCUUAGCAGCUUCAAGAUCAAUUCGGAGCGAGAGAGUGUCAUAGACUUCACUGUGCCGUUCCUCGAGUCCGGUAUAGCCAUCGUGGUCGCUAAGAGAACCGGCAUUAUAUCUCCGACGGCGUUCCUGGAACCCUUCGAUACUGCCUCCUGGAUGCUGGUCGCCUUCGUCGCUAUCCAGGUGGCUGCUCUCACUGUCUUUCUCUUCGAGUGGCUCAGCCCAGGAGGGUACAACAUGAAGGUGGCCCCUCCCCGCGACCACAAGUUCUCCCUCCUCCGGACGUACUGGCUGGUGUGGGCGGUGCUGUUCCAGGCGGCCGUUCACGUCGACUGCCCGAAAGGGUUCACAGCGCGAUUCAUGGCCAACAUCUGGGCCAUGUUCGCCGUGGUGUUCCUGGCCAUCUACACUGCCAACCUGGCCGCCUUCAUGAUCACGCGAGAGGAAUACCAUGACUUUUCGGGCAUCGAGGACCACAGGCUCCAGAACCCCUACGUGAAGAAACCCCCCUUCAAGUUCGGCUACGUGACGUACACCAACACGGAGACCAUCCUGAACAAGCACCAGCCGGAGAUGUUUCGUUACAUGAGGGAGUAUAGCAAGUCGAGUAUCGCAUCUGGGAUCAAGGCUAUCAAGAAAGAGGACCAGGACGCCUUCCUGUACGAUGCCACGGUGCUGGACUACCUGGUGGGGCAGGACGACGAGUGCCAGCUGCUGACGGUUGGCACUUGGUAUCACAUGACCGGGUAUGGCAUCGCUUUCCCGAGAGGAUCCAAGCACACGGCGCAGUUCAACGAGAGACUCAUGUCGUACAAGGAUAACGGAGACAUGGAGAGGAUACAAAGGUUCUGGCUGACGGGCGCCUGCAAACCCAAGAAACAAAACAAGAGAGCAUCGGAACCCUUAGCACUGGAGCAGUUCUUGUCCGCAUAUCUCCUGCUGUUCUCCGGGGUCCUGCUGGCGCUGAUCCUGCUCCUGCUGGAACACUUCUACUUCAAAUACGUGAGACAACACUUAGCCAAGACGGAUUCCGGAGGGUGUUGCGCACUCAUCAGUCUGAGCAUGGGUAAAUCGCUGACGUUCCGGGGCGCUGUGUUCGAGGCCCAGGACAAGCUGAGGCGCCACCGCUGCCGAGACCCCCUCUGCGACACCCACAUCUGGAAGGUGAAGCACGAGCUCGACAUGGCCAGGGUCAGGAUCAAGCAGCUGGAGAAGGAACUCGAGUCCCACGGCGUCAAACCCAGCAGGAAAUUCGCCAGCAGUUUUCUCAAUAAUGUAGCCAACCUCUCGCUCCCUGUACAUAUCCCGGAGAUACUAGCCAGAUAUGGACACUUCAAUGUGACAACUAUGUGGACUCUUCAUAGGCUUAUGGAACUAGCCUGUUGGAAACCAAGAACCAAUGACGAAGGCGAAGGAGAACCAGUGCCCCAGAUACUCAACGUCUACGCUAGGUUCACAACUAGUGUUCCUGCACAUUUGACACGUCGGAGUUCAUGUGAAUGGGACUCUUCCCCUAAAAAUUAUGAUAUAAAAAACACAAGUGGCACGCCCUUUUACGCAACAUUUAUGAUGACCACACCUUCGUUCCAAGUGCGCAGUCAGAAAAGACAAAUUGACUCGAGUGUGCAUUUCCCAACGAGCUUAUGUUAUCCUUUCAGGAGGUCCACAACCUCUUACACACUUUCUAGGACGAUGGCCAGGUUCACCCACGAGAAGGCAGUUAGCACAAGCAUUUUCAUAUAA